UGAAAUUUCUGUAUUAUGUAUUCGCGCUUCGAAAGUAUUCGUCAUUUGUUGAAAAAUCCUGUAAAUUUAGAAUUUGUAUAAUAAGAUGGAAAGUGAACGUGAGUCCACGGAAGAAAUGGAACUGUGUCCUGAGUACGCCAUAAACGAAUUGAAAUUUUGGAUUUCACAGCAAAAUUUUAUCCCGGAAUUAUCAGAUAAAGUUUUGAGAAGAUUCCUGCACAGUUGUUACUACAAUGUUAAAGAUACUAAGGAUACACUUACCUCAUAUUUUUCAAUUCGCGUCAAGACUUCUCAAGUUUUUCUCAACCGAACAGCUGAACAUAUGAAAGGAAUAACUGAUCUAGGGUACUACGUCAAAAUGCCUGAAGUAACUGUUGAAGGAUACGAAGUUAUAGUCACAGGAUUAUUUACUGAUGAUACUACUCAUUUCAAUUUCACCGAUUUCUUGAAACUUUACAUCACGGCCGUUGAAACAUGGACAUUCACAGCGCAGGAAAAUUCCGAGGGUAUAAUACUUGUUGCCGACGCUGCGAAUUUCACAUUUUCGCAUUUAAGAAAAAUGGAAUAUAAUGUUAUAAAGGCGGGUUUUCAGUAUUUUCAAGAUGCAUUACCAAUUCGCUUGAAAAAAAUUAUCAUCAUAAAUAUUUCAACUCCGGUGAACGUUUUAUUAAAUAUGAUGCAGUCAGUAAUUGCUAAACGAUUAGUUCAUCUGAUUGAAAGGCAUAGUUCUACUUCUACGAAAUACUAUGAGAUGGUUCCACAAAAAAUGUUUCCAAUGGAAUAUGGAGGCGAUGGCAGAAGUGUGAAAGAUCUAAAUGGCGAAACUGUUCAGUUAUUAAUUGACAAUAAAGAAUGGCUGGAAAAAGAAGAUGAAAUGUUACGCAAUCUCAUUGCAAAACAACCUCGACAAAAAAGUUUUUUUAGUUCUUUAUUUUAAAUUUGGGGAAUAGUUACGCGAUAACACGGUUUUUUCUCUUUUUUUCAGGUACCUAGCUAAUAAGUCAUCAUUGGUAUAUGUGACCGUCCGCGAUAAAACCGACCAUCCGUCGCAAAAAAUCGAAAAUGUUUUUUCGCCUAUUUUUGGGCCUUAAAUGGUUUAGGGAACAACAAUUCGUGAAAAAAAAAUUUCGAUUUUUUUGCGACGGAUGGUCGGUUUUAUCGCGGACGGUCACAUAUGGUGUCACAAUUUAACUUAUCUAGCAUACGAUAGGCUUAACCUUACAUUACGAGUAUAGUAAAUAAUUAUCGGUAAGUUAAUCGAAGGAAAUAUAUAUUUUUUAAUGAGAAAUGAAAUGAAAUUCGUUAAUUUCUUAAAAGUAGUUUAAAAACACCUGAUGUAAAAUAACAUUAUCUAAAAUACCUACCCGAUAAUCUAUUGAAAAGACAAAAACGUUGGCACACUCACAUUUACACAUAUUAUGCCUACCUAUGUAAAUGUAUUACAUUGAAACAAAAAUCAUCAAGUGGUACGAAAUGCAUGAAUAUUUACCUACCUAUUUAAUUAUACUAUACCUACAACAAUUCGUUAAGUAAAAAAACUACGUCAUAGAAUAUUUGUUAUACGUACAAUAACUAUAAUUUGUGUUUAUAAAAAUAAAUCAAGAUAUUUUUGAUACCUUC
This is a messenger RNA of Planococcus citri (citrus mealybug), 1620 nucleotides long. RefSeq names its product clavesin-1-like. Gene Ontology annotation, cellular component: membrane. The transcript is spliced from 6 exons. Bases 86 to 937 code for a protein of 283 amino acids. The record is from RefSeq and is a predicted model, not a curated record. Gene Ontology annotation, molecular function: phosphatidylinositol bisphosphate binding. NCBI's taxonomy places the organism in Eukaryota, Metazoa, Arthropoda, Insecta, Hemiptera, Pseudococcidae.